Molecule: messenger RNA, 1130 nt
Organism: Carassius carassius (crucian carp)
Lineage: Eukaryota; Metazoa; Chordata; Actinopteri; Cypriniformes; Cyprinidae
Product: claudin-9-like
Exons: 2
Coding region: 226-879 (217 amino acids)
Biological process (GO): bicellular tight junction assembly; cell adhesion
Cellular component (GO): bicellular tight junction; plasma membrane
Molecular function (GO): structural molecule activity
Source: RefSeq, a predicted model, not a curated record
CUCUGUGUGUGUGUGUGUGCGUUUGCACAAAUGCAUGCUGUAUUUAUGCUGUGUGUGUGGACAUAAUAAUGAGAUGAUAUUGUCCAUCGCUCAGAUGCUGAUUUACUCCCACAUGCAAGAACAAAGAGAGUGUUUCUACCAGCACAGAUGAGAGUCCAACAACAGCACAACACACACAGACGCUCCUCAGACACUAGUGAAUCAGUGUUCGGUUGACGAUCAGUCAUGGCAAACACAGGUCUUCAGGUGAUGGGUCUGGUCCUGGGCGUGGCAGGCUGGGCGUUCGGGAUCCUGGUCUGUGCUGCCCCCUGGUGGCGCGUGUCGGCAUUCGUGGGGGACGAGCUGGUGGUGUCUCAGGUGCUGUGGGAGGGGCUGUGGAUGACGUGUUUGUCACAGUGGGGCCGUCUGCAGUGUAAAGUCUAUGACUCCGGCCUCGCCCUCUCAAGCUCCGCCCAGAUGUGCCGCGCCCUGUGCGUGCUGUCGCUGCUCCUGUGUCUGCUGGCGCUCCCGCUCUGUGUGACCGGGCUCAAGUGCACCCGCUGCCUGGGGGACGCGCACGAGACCAAAGCUCGGCUGGUGCGGGUCGGUGCCCUGCUCUUUGUCGCGGCUGCGUUUUUCUUCUUUUUGCCAGUGUGUUGGACCGCGUAUGUCAUAAUACGUGAUUUCCACGACCCGAACGUCGCUGCCCCACUUAAACGCGAGCUAGGAUCGGCGCUCUACCUGGGAUGGGGCGUGACUGUGCUGCUACUGGUGGGAGGGGCUUUGCUGUAUUUAGGCUCCGCCUCCCCUGGAGCUCCAGCCAUGCCUGUUUUUGGAAAAAGCGCCAAAGGAAACCCUCCGUCCACAGCAGAGAGCAAACCUGAGAAAGUCUUUGUGUAAGAGAGCGUAAAAGACUCAGCCUGGAUAAACUGUGUCCUAGUGCUCAUCUAGAAGCCUUAAUCUGCAGGAAUAUUAUCAUGUAUUCACUGUUAUGUCAUUCAAAAACUGUACGCUGUUUUUGUUGUUCCAUAGACUUUAUGCAGCUUAUUUAUUUGAUUUUAAUUGGCUCUUUAUUAUCCAUUUUUAUGUACAAUUGUAUUUGCCCUGCUGAAGAACAAAAAAAUACAGCUAAACCCAGCUUACACUGGUUG